Raphanus sativus (radish) is the source of this 2098-nucleotide messenger RNA. RefSeq names its product putative clathrin assembly protein At4g25940. Gene Ontology annotation, biological process: vesicle budding from membrane; clathrin-dependent endocytosis; clathrin coat assembly. Bases 117 to 1928 code for a protein of 603 amino acids. Gene Ontology annotation, molecular function: phosphatidylinositol-4,5-bisphosphate binding; 1-phosphatidylinositol binding; clathrin heavy chain binding. Gene Ontology annotation, cellular component: clathrin-coated vesicle; clathrin-coated pit. Lineage: Eukaryota; Viridiplantae; Streptophyta; Magnoliopsida; Brassicales; Brassicaceae. The transcript has 14 exons. The record is from RefSeq and is a predicted model, not a curated record.
UUUGUUACAACUUACAAGGCGACUAAAAGAAGUAUACCAAACUCGGUCUUCUUCUUCUUCUUCCUCAAUCCCGUCUGAAUAAUCAAAGCGAUUUUUCAGACACAGAUCAUCGCUCCAUGUCAACUUUUCACAGCUUCCGAAAAGCCGUCGGAGCCCUUAAAGAUUCCACAACAGUCAGCAUCGCAAAGGUCAACAGCGAAUUUAAGGAUUUGGAUGUUGCCAUCGUCAAAGCCACAAAUCACGUUGAAUCUGCUCCCAAAGAACGCCAUAUUCGCAAAAUAUUCUCUGCAACAUCUGCGGUAAGACCACGAGCAGAUGUUGCUUUCUGCAUUCACGCACUAGCCAAGAGAUUAUCUAGAACUCACAAUUGGGUUGUGGCUAUUAAGGUUUUAAUAGUCAUUCACAGAACACUAAGAGAAGGUGACCCAACAUUCAGAGAUGAGCUUCUCAAUUAUUCACACAGAGGACAUAUACUUCGUAUAUCUAACUUCAAAGACGAUACAAGUCCUCUAGCUUGGGAUUGCUCUGCAUGGAUUAGAACAUACGCGCUUUUCCUAGAAGAGCGGCUUGAAUGCUACCGUGUUUUGAAGUAUGAUAUAGAAGCAGAACGUUUACCAAAAGGUUCAGGUGCAUCUUCAAAGAACGUGGAUUUCAAUGCUUCUCAAACGUAUAGAACAAGAAUGCUAUCUAAUGAAGAACUGCUUGAGCAGUUGCCUGCUUUGCAGCAGCUUCUUUUCAGACUUACCGGUUGUAAGCCUGAAGGAGCAGGCUACAGCAAUUACCUAAUCCAAUACGCUCUUGCAUUGGUGCUUAAAGAAAGCUUCAAAAUAUACUGUGCUAUUAAUGAUGGAAUCAUUAAUCUUGUAGACUUGUUCUUUGAGAUGUCAAGACAUGAUGCAGUUAAAGCUCUGAAUAUAUACAAACGAGCUGGCCAACAGGCUGAAAACCUGGCUGAUUUUUAUGAGUACUGCAAAAGUCUAGAGCUAGCAAGGAACUUUCAGUUCCCAACACUGAGACAGCCUCCUCCGUCUUUCCUUGCAACAAUGGAAGAAUACAUCAGAGAAGCGCCUCAAAGUGGUUCUGUACAGAAAAAGCUGGAGUAUCAGGAAAAAGAGGAGGAAGAAGAUGAAGAAGAAGAAGAAGAAGAACAGUCUGCUCAGCCUGAAGAACCUGCAGAAACAGAAAAUCAAUAUCAAAAUACUGAAGGAGACCAGCCACUUAUUGAAGAAGAGGAAGAGGAGACAGAACAAAUAGAAGAAGAUACUAAACCUUCUUUCUUGAUAGACACGGAUGACUUGCUGGGCCUAAGUGAGAUAAACCCGAAAGCCGCAGAGAUAGAAGACCGCAAUGCAUUGGCUCUGGCAAUAUAUCCACCAGGUCAUGAAGUUCCAGGUCCAUCCAAUAGUUUAAGCUUAAUAGAAACCGGUGGAUCCGGUUGGGAGCUAGCACUGGUCACUCCUCAAAACAACAACAACAACAACAACAACAUUCACCGCUCAGCGCCUGACACCAAAUUUGCAGGAGGAUUCGACAAGCUAUUGCUUGAUAGUCUUUACGAAGAUGAUUCAGCGAGGAGACAGAUACAACUAACCAAUGCUGGAUAUGGACAUGGUGGUAUAGAGUCAGCAGAAGCAGCACCACAAAACCCAUUCAUGAUGCAACAAGAUCCUUUUGCAAUGUCAAACAACGUUGCUCCUCCCACUAACGUUCAAAUGGCAAUGCAGCAACAACAGCAACAACAGAUGAUGAUGAUGCAUCAAAGUCCCUAUAAUUACUCUAAUCCUCAUGACUAUAAUCAUCAUCAGUUCUCAGCUGCUGGUCCUUCUCCUUCUAAUCCUUUUGGAGACAAUUUCCUUGCCCUCCCACCUCCACCAGGCUCAUCUGGCCAGCAGCAGCAGCAAAACAUCCAUCAUCAUAUGCUCCUCUAGAGUGAUAAAUAAGAGCUUAUUCACUCUCUCAUGCAUGGUUUUGAGCGUGUUUUCGUUUGAAUAUUUAUUCAGGGUGCUAUUCUUUCAUUCUUACUAGAUACCUAACUUCACUGGUGAUUUCUUAAUUUGAUUAUAUAAAACCCUCAAAUGGUCAAGAAGUGGAUUAAACU